AUUUCGCCAACACCGUUAGAGCUGUGCAUAUGGAACUCGAAUUUCGAAAUGAUUUUGUUUUGAUGCAUCCUUGAAAACAGCAAAGAUAACGAUAAGAUGGCCACUAUCUCAGGCUACCCAAAGCAACUCGUCAGAAGACUAUGGCACAUCCACAGACAAAUCAAGAUCUCAACAGUUUCCCAAUCUGACCGUGUUAGAUGGAUGAAUACACAUCGGGUUGGGUCAUUAUAUCAGAGGUUAUGUAGUCUAUGUUGUAGAUCAUUUGACCAAUCCAGAAAUCUAGCAACUAUCUCUAAGGAUGAUGGGAUGGGCGACUGGAUGUUCUCUUCAGAUUUUAGGCCGGCUAUUGAUCUGGAUUAUCUUGCUAAAAAUGCGGAAGUAAUCGCAGACCGUAUCAGCCACAGAAAAGGAAACAUUGAUGUUCAAGAAGUUCUACGGAGGAUGAAAGAAUUUCAGCAUAUCCAAGAGGAUGUCCAUGAUGUACAAAUUAGACUACAAGCUGAUAAAGAGAGAGGACUGAAUACAAAGGAAUUGGAGCACACGUUGAAUGAGAAAGAAAUGCAGCUUCAUAGAGCAGAAAAUAACUUCUAUCAGAUCGCAGUGGCCAUUCCAAAUUCGACCCAUCCUAAUGUGCAUUUGAAUGAAGAUGCAGAACCCGUGUUGAUAGAAGAAAUAAAUGAGAAGAGAUCAUUUGACUUUCCCAUCAAAGGACAUGUGGAACUAGGUGAAGAGCUAGACAUCAUUAGAUUAAAGAAUCUUGGACAUACCACAGGCCACCGAUCAUACUUUUUAAAAGGGGCUGGAGCAAUGCUAGAAGAUGCUCUUGUUAGAUUCACUUUAGAUAGAUUAAUCAAGAAACAUGGCUUUAAGAUCAUCAAAGUACCUGAUAUUAUCAAACCAGUUGUAUUUGAAGGUUGUGGAAUGAGGACUAUAGGUCUUCACACUCAAGUGUAUUGUCUAUCAUCUGACCACCAUGAUAUUGAUAUGUGUUUAGCUGGGACUGCUGAAGUUGGCAUUGCAGGAUAUUUAAUGAACAGGACGAUACCAAUAUCUGAGCUUCCUAUGAAGAUAGCUGCUAUGAGUCGAUGCUAUCGAGCUGAGACAGCUCACAGUGCUGAUGCUAGAGGACUCUACAGAGUACACCAGUUUACUAAGGUGGAGAUGUUUUGUGUAGCAGCUAAUGAGAGAGGAGAUGAGAGCGAGGAAAUCUUUCAUGAGUUUGUAGGAAUCCAACGGGACCUGUUCAGAGAUUUAGGAUUGCAUUUCCAGAUAUUAGAUAUGCCUGCCUAUGACUUAGGAGCUCCUGCAUAUAGGAAAUUUGACAUGGAAGCCUGGAUGCCUCACAGAAAAGCUUAUGGAGAGGUUUCCAGUACUUCAAACUGCACAGACUUUCAGAGCAGACGACUUCAUAUCCAAUAUAAACCAAGCCCAGAAAGUCCAGCUAAAUAUGUUCACACAUUGAAUGGUACAGCUUGUGCAGUGCCUCGCCUGAUCAUUGCCAUCUUGGAGAACAACCAACAGAGGGAUGGAAGCAUUGUGAUCCCUAAACCACUUCAACCAUACAUGGAUGGGAUGAGAGAGAUUACAAGACCUGCAUCAGGGAAGCUACAUUUUACAAGAUUAUGAUGAUUGGUGAUUACUAUUCUAGAGAACUAUUGAGUGGAGAGAUGGAAGAACAGUGAUCCCUGAACCUUAUCAACCAAACAUGGAUAAUUGCCAAAUUUAGAAGAGAUUUAUAUAUGGAACAAAUGGUAUGCAUGAUAAUACUACGGUAGUAUUAAUACUACCACUCCUAUUUGAUGCUGUUCCACUACAUUAUUGCCAGUUGUAUAGUGGUACAUGUCUUUCAAUACCAGACAUGCAAAGUUGAAAUGACAUUAGGUUCCUUCUUGAAACAAAGGAAGAAUUUUCCCAGUAAAAAGUAUAAUCUAUGCUUUUAUGAAUAUACAUGUAUAUGUGUUUGGACCUACCCGUUAUCGACCACCUGAUGUUGAAAUCAUGAUAUCAGUACAUGUACUCAUCAGAUUUACCAGAGAUUCACUUAUCUCAAGUAAAAUUUUUUUGUAGAUUCACAUCACUCAACUCCGAUAUCUUUUUGAGUCCUACUAGCAUGGAGUGCCGUGAUGUCCAAAAAGGUUGUUUUUGUUGCCCUAUUUUACCCCUUUUUAAGAACCGACCACCCGCCCUCUAUCGACAGAGAUGCUAAACCUCUUGACACAAAAAUUUCAGACUGAAUAUCCUUAAAAUCAUAUUUUAGUGCUCUAGUUUUUUAUCUCACCUGCAAAGCAGAGUGAGACUAUAGGCGCCGCUUUUCCGACAGCGGCGGCGGUGUCAACACCAAAUCUUAGUUUUUGAAAUGACAGCAUAACUUAGAAAGUAUAUGGACCUAGUUCAUGAAACUUGGCCAUAAAGUUAAUCAAGUAUUACUGAAGAUCUUGCCUGAGUUUCAGGUCACAUGACAAAGGUCAAAGGUCAUUUAGGGUCAAUGAACUUUGACCAUGUUGGGGGAAUAAACAUCAAAAUCUUAACCUGAGGUUAAGUUUUUGAAAUGUCAUCAUAGCUUAGAAAAUAUAUGGACCUAGUUCAUGAAAAUUGGACAUAAACAUAAAGUUUAUCAAGUAUUACUGAACAUUCUGUCGGAGUUUCACGUCACAUGACCAAGGUCAAAGGUCAUUUAGGGUCAAUUUGGCCAUGUUGGGGGUAUCUGUUGAAUUACCAUCAUAACCUUAAAAGUUUAUGGAUCUGAUUCAUGAAACUCAGACAUAAGAGUAAUCAAGUAUCACUUAACAUCCUGUUCGAGUUUCAGGUCACAUGACUAAGGUCAAAGGUCAUUUAAGGUCAAUGAACUUUGGCCAUGUUGGGGGUAUUUGUUGAAUAACCACCAUAACUGUAAGUGUAUGGAUCUAGUUCAUAAAACUUAGACAUAAGAGUUAGCAAGUAUCACUGAACAUCCCAUGCGAGUUUCAGGUCACAUGAACAAAGUCAAAGGUCAUUUUGGAGGUAAUUAUUAGAUUGCUGUAAUAACUUUCAAAGUUUAUAGAUAUAGUUUAUAAAAUGUGGAUAUAGGGGUAAUCAAUGAUUAAUGACGUCACAAAUCGCGAUCCAUCCUGGGAACAACUCCUCACCCAACUCUACUCUCUUCAACAACCUGCAUGCUACAUCAACAUCUCUUGCAUUCCUCUGUGCAUCUUGGUACUCCUUGCAAUCUAGGCCAAUUCUGUCAAAAGUUUUCGGCCCAAUUUUCCUAUGUCCAAAGUAAUGUCGUGAGCUCUUGUGGAGGGACUUCAAAAACUAUCUUCCUGGCCUUUGGUACGGCAAGUUUAGGCUGUUCAUUCUCUGGUUGGAUGGAUGGAUGCUGGACAAUAAUGCCGUUAGUAUUGUGAGUAGUACCUUUUCCACUCACUGUUUUUUCUUCAAAAUCAUUGUUGUCAUAAACAAGAGUGGAGAAAAUAGGCUGAUUUGAUGACCCAAUGGAAGUGGCUGUUUGACAAGGACAUUGUUAUGUUCAAGGACCACUGGCCUUGACACACUAUGGCCAAGCCCAUUUAGGAUGCCAAUAAGUUUGGCUGAACCUGUCAGAUGCCAUACUGCCAUUCCUAGAGCAUUAUGCUUCGGUAGUACACAUCUCCCUUUGUUCAUUCUCUGGUUGGAUGGAUGGAUGCUGGACAAUAAUGCCGUUAGUAUUGUGAGUAGUACCUUUUCCACUCACUGUUUUUUCUUCAAAAUCAUUGUUGUCAUAAACAAGAGUGGAGAAAAUAGGCUGAUUUGAUGACCCAAUGGAAGUGGCCGUUUGACAAGGACAGUCUUAUGUUCAAGGACCACUGGCCUUGACACACUAUGGCCAAGCCCAUUUAGGAUGCCAAUAAAUUUGGCUGAACCUGUCAGAUGCCAUACUGCAAUUCCUGGAGCAUUAUGCUUGGGUAGUACACAUCUCCCUUUUGUUUUUAGGUACAUUAUGUCUUCUGCUAGGGAGAGAAUCUUCCGUUCUUCGUCAGUUGACCCUUCCACCAUAUCUUCUUUUGUCUCUUGAUUGAUUCCAGACAUCCACGCUAGGAAAUUGAAAAGUUGCCAAGGAACAAGCAUCUUACUUUGCUCAUUGGUUAGGUAGUCUGAUGUUGGAGGCCAGGUUGUCUUCAAGUCUAUUCCCUCCCUCUAGUGAAUUCUUGAUGAUUCCAGCAGCAGUAUAUAAAGUUCUCAGAAUUAGCUUAUCUGAGCGAAAUGUUGUUGUGCAUAUACUACCAUUACUCUCGCUCUGACUUUCAUCACUGGAGACCUCUGCCAGGCCUGCCAGCAUUUGAAAGUCAAAGAGGAGUCCCAAUCGCGGCACUCAAGCUGCAUGCUAGCUAAGCCGCAAUACUAAUGGCAAGUGUCAAUUAACUCUGGAGUAAUGCCCUCAUGGGUGCUACUAGGGGACUACAUUUCACAGUGAAAUCAUCUUCCAAGUACUUCUUGGAAAAUUUGGGGGAAAUAACUGAGAAAUUUUACCUUGAAGAGUAGCAUUAUGGAGCAUUUAGAAUAAUUUUAUCUUAUGACCUGUGUAGAGCUUCAUAGGUGGCCUUUUUGCUCUUCUCAGUACAUCACUAGUAUAUGUUUUGGUGGCAGACUUUGUUGCAGGUUUCCAUUGCAAGUCAAUGUACCAUUAGAGAGCUUAAUGUUUUAGGGCCAAGGCUUGCUCUCUGCUUGGUUUUAUUCUUUGUGACAAUGGAAAAAACUCUCUCACAAUCACUAUUGCUCUGUUGUUACUCACUCAACAGGUAGCACAUGAGGUCUCCCUGAACAUGAACUGCUCCUGGCAUCAGAUCUUCAUAUACAUUUUGUCGCUGAUUCAAUCCACACAUCCCAUGUCCCCUGAUGCAAGGUCUUCUCUGAUGAUGUAAAGCCUUGGUCCCAGCAUUGACAUAAAGAGAGUCUUAUUCAAAUGAACAUUAUUCCUCAUCAAAUCAUUUGAUUGAUUCCUUGAAUAUCAUUCCAUUUUCUCAAUUAUGAUAAUAAUAUGAAAACAAAGUAAUUGGUAAACUGGCCGUCCAAUCCUUUCACAUAAUUUUUCACUGUAUCAGUUAUUAAACAAGUAAAUUAUUCAAGUGGAAAGAACAAUUUGUAUACACGCUUCCUGUAAAUCUAAUUUACACCUAAAUUAUGCAUUUACACGUAUUUCAUUCGAGACAAAAUAAUGAGAUAAUUUUGUGACGUAUACAUGUAAUAUAAAAUAAUUGACACAUUAUCUUGAAUCUUUAAAUGUCAAAAAGAAAAUGCAGGGCAGCUAAAACAACCAUGCAAUUUUAGACGAAACCUGUAAAAGCAGCAUUACAUAUGGUUCCACUUCUCGUUCUCGCCUUUCCAUAUUCUUUCCUCACUCAAAAACAAACGGUUGCAAAUAAAACGCCUGCCAUUACGAGUUCACUGCAGAACUAAAAUCAAGCACGUCUAUCGUGCAGCAAAAUCAAUGGUGCAGUGUCAGUAUAGCUAAGCCAGGGCGCAGUUCUCGGCAUUAUGCAAAUUUGGAAUGGUAAUUGCCGAAAGCAAUAGCCAAUGCGAAGCUUAGAGAAGCAAAAUCAUGUGAUAGAAACAAAACAUCAUGCUUAGGUCAAAGGGUUAUAGAAAACUGCGCAAACUCUCAGGUUUGAAGGGGACAAAUCUUAAUUUGUUUUAUCUACGAAUAUAAAAUUAAAAUCAUCCAACUAUCAAUAUUUAACAAAUUUUGCACUUUCUUGUGACAACAGGAAAUGCGUUUUUCAAUUGUAACCACCUUACCAUAGGAAGAUCCAAUCUGCAAAUGGGACAAAAUAUUCACGAGAUCCUUGCUUCUAGUUUUUUUGUGAACAGUCCAACCGACAGAGGGGUUUCAAUAUGACUCCUGAAACCAGUAUUUGACACAGGUUUAUAGAUUCUCUGACGGUCAGUUUUGAAGCCGUGAAUUAGCUUUUGGGCGGCGAGACUCAUCACGUUUCCCCUUCACAUCUCUAUCUUUUGUUCCAAAUAGUAGCCAUCUUAGAAAGCAGGUUAGCAUUGGUGGAGGUGCAAAUUCCAAGAGAGAUUGAGAGCCAGUAAAUUGCCACUGUUUUUGGUAAUUUCUUUUCUCAAUGAGGCAGCUGCUUUUGCUAGACAUUUGACUUCAUCUUCUUCAAUUUGAUCUUGAAUGUCACUUACAUCCUUACCUAAAACCUUGUUACUAGCCACAGACUCACUUUCAUAAGCUCGAUGUGAUUUCACGAAUUUAGCUUCUGAAAAUAUUGUUCUUCCGAAAGCCUUGCAAUCUUACACAUAUGGGUGAGAAAGUCACACCUGCCAACCAGUACGUUUUUGGCGUAUUUAGUACGUUUUUGCAACCAAAAUACGGCAGUAUGUUUUUUCUUUAAAAUAUACGUUUUUGUAAAAAUAGAAAUAAAAUCAUAAUUUAUUGAGAAAAAUCAUCUCUAUUUCAUAAAACUUACACAAAUAUGGUUAUUAGAUCAAUAUAAUUUCAGGUAACUUGUUUUUUUAUCAAUCAUUUUGUUUAAAAACAAGGGUGAGAUAUACACAUGUUUCAAUGUUUGUUUUUUUCAUCUGCAAGAGCAGUGCGCAUUUUAGCUUGCAUGCAGCUUGAGCGCCAGGAUGAGCAAGUGCGCCACGCAUUUUAUUAUGAAAUACACUUUUUUGGGGAAAAAUACAGUUUUUUUAUCAAAGAAUACAAUUUUUCAUUCCCAGAGGUUGGCAGGUCUGGAAAGUUGUUUCCCCAUAGGAUGCUUGCUUGUUUGCAUAGUCUUUGAUUUUUUUUUCAGACUCUCUAAGGAUGAUUUUGAUGUCAGCGGUGUUGUCUCUCUGACUUUGAAGCAUAUGAUGCAUUUCGCCUUUUCAAUUGUAUCCAUCUUGCCUUUUUCCUGAAAGAAAAAUAAAUGCAUGUUUUUUUGAGAGAGAGAUAUUCAAUAAACAAUUUAUUAAAAACUUAUGACUAUAAAGC
This is a messenger RNA of Lytechinus pictus (painted urchin), 6937 nucleotides long. RefSeq names its product serine--tRNA ligase, mitochondrial-like. Gene Ontology annotation, molecular function: tRNA binding; ATP binding; serine-tRNA ligase activity. Gene Ontology annotation, cellular component: mitochondrion. The coding region runs from base 97 to 1626 and encodes 509 amino acids. Gene Ontology annotation, biological process: mitochondrial seryl-tRNA aminoacylation. The transcript is spliced from 12 exons. Lineage: Eukaryota; Metazoa; Echinodermata; Echinoidea; Temnopleuroida; Toxopneustidae. The record is from RefSeq and is a predicted model, not a curated record.